AUGAAGAGAUAUCAAUACUUAUGUAUUUUGGUUUGUUCAUGGAUCAGCAUCGCUGUUGGAAGUCUGAAUGACUGUCAAAAUCUUAUUGAUACAAUAGCGGUUGCCAAUUCUUUGUUGUCAGAGAAAGGAGCCUCUAACGAGGUCUUAAAUAGCUUUGAAGAUGCUGCUAAUAUCCUUGAAAGAGACGACACUCUUCUUGGCAGAUGUGAUCAGAUUAAGGAAGAGAUGCCUCAGUUCUAUUACAAAAAGGCUUUGAUAGAAUUGAACUUGAAUAAGGAAUCAAUGGCGAUUCUGGACUUUAACAAAGUAAUUCUAUUAGAUCCAAGCAAUGAACCUGCUAGAAAGCGUCUUCUUGACUUAUACAUGGACGAGGCAGAUUUUGAUGGGAUGAAAGGAGUGAUAACUGAGAAGGAUGUUGCUAUUAAAGAGAAGAUAAAAAUUUGGGAGAGCUCAUAUGAGAAAGCAAUGAGCCACUAUAAGAAGCAAGAAUACCCAGAAUGUAUUAGGGAGUUGUCUCAAGUACUUUCGUUAUCUAAAUCUUUACCUAAAGCAUAUAUCGACCACUACAAGUGUGCUGAUGAAUACUUCAAGCAAGGCGGUAAACUAGAUGAUGAAGAAUUAUACAAAAUUGCUAUCCAUGAUCUUUCUAAGCUAAUUCAACUACAACCUAUCCAUAGCUUAGAAUUUUAUGCUUCGAUAUCUGAAUAUUUGCUUUUCACAGAGAACCAGUAUGAAAAGGCGAGAAUCUUUGCCAAAAAUUGUUUGAGAAUAGAUAACGACUAUAAGCUUUGUGGAGAUUUAUCAAAGUUUUACACCAAAUUCCAAACUUUCUUGAAAACUCUAGAAAAUUAUUCCAUCACUAUCGGUCAUUACUACCUUAUAGACCAGGAAGUAAAGAAUCAUCCAGAGGAGGCAGACUACCUGUUCGAUUUCAAGUUUAUUCAGGAUUUUUUGUUUAAGGAAGACAUCAAGGUAAGCAAGCUUGAAAAACGAACCAUCCCAUACGGGGUAAAAACUAAUUACGACUAUUUGGUUUACAGGGCCACGAAAUUUCUUGGAAAAGAUAAAACCAUUGAUGCCUUGAAAUUUAUCCAAGAUUUAAAUAUGAUUGCAUGCGAGAGUUUCAUUGUGAAUAGAGACUCCAAAAACUAUAAAAUGUAUUGUAAGAAAGUUCAUCUAGAUUCAUUUUUUCCAAAAUUUGUACCUGAAGUUGAUAAACUCUUGCAUGGCCAGAAGUUUUCAGAGGCCAAGAAAUAUCUUGAUCAAUUCAACAAUAAUGUCAAGCGCUCUCCUUUAUUUGUUGAGAGACACCGAAAAGUAGACCUCCAUUUCAAGAAACUAAACCAACAACGAGAGCGCGCUAGACAACAACAGCAACAACAGCAGCAUCAACAAAGACAACAGCAAUAUUUUAGGCAACAGCAACGCCAGCGUUCUCCCUCAAGCAACCAGAAGCCUUUAAACGACUACUAUAAAAUCCUUGAAAUAUCCAGGGAUGCGGAUGAUAGGACCAUUAAAAAGGCCCACAGAACUCAGACGUUAAAGUAUCAUCCAGAUAAAUACAAAGGCACGGACAUGACACCAGACCAAAUCGAAAAUAAGAUGCAAGAGAUAAACCAAGCGUACGAAGUGCUAUCGAAUAAAGAACUUAGAGAACGAUACGAUAGAGGAGACGACCCAAAUGAUCCUUUGAGUGGUCAAAGGGAGCAGCAUGCGCAUCAUCAGCAACCUUUCAACUUCCACAGUGGUGGAGGUGGUGGAGGUGGUAGUCAGUUCAAGUUCAAUUUUGGUGACGACUUUAUCAAGCAAUUCAUGGGGCAGCAAGGAGGAGGGAGCAACUUUCAAUUUGGUGGUUUCGGGGGCCAAGCUCAAGGAGCUAAAUCAAAACGAAACAAAAAUAGAAGAAGAAAUUAG
Messenger RNA from Priceomyces carsonii, 1914 nucleotides. It is a transcript of the gene JEM1, whose product is annotated as Jem1p. The transcript has a single exon. Bases 1 to 1914 code for a protein of 637 amino acids. The record is from RefSeq and is a predicted model, not a curated record. Gene Ontology annotation, cellular component: endoplasmic reticulum. Gene Ontology annotation, molecular function: protein-folding chaperone binding; misfolded protein binding. Gene Ontology annotation, biological process: protein folding in endoplasmic reticulum. Lineage: Eukaryota; Fungi; Ascomycota; Pichiomycetes; Serinales; Debaryomycetaceae.